AACGACAGGAACCGCGGCUCUGGCGACACUGCCACAGAGCUACCGUCCCACUUUCCGAUCGUACACGAUCAACAGUUGUCAUCGUAGAUGACUCGCACAAUCACUGUAAGGUCGCAAAACAGCAAGUGAAUGGACGACGAAAAGUGCAUAUUGUUGAUGUGAGGAACAUUUAGUGAAUUUAUUUAUAGAUAUUUUGCUAACCUAUUGGAAUUAAACUAAUUAUAUAAUUACUAUUUACAGUGCUUAAUGCUAUACAGUGCUUAAACCUAAAUCUAUCGUACAGCUUACGAUACUUAAAACUAAAUCUACCGUGCAAAUUUCAUAUCCUAUUCAGUGAAAGUGAGUACGAAAAACAACAUGCGAAUUUGUAUAAACUUAAGUAUAUAUUUACAGAACUAUGAUAAAAUUAGCCUACAGACGUUAGAUACGACCCGUCCAAAUCUUUAAUAGUACACCAAAUAUGUAAGUCACCCUGAACUAUCCUCAGUAAAAUCACCUAAAUAAAAUUUAUUUGCAGCUUAAAGCGCACAGACAAUCUGAUCGUGUUUGCUAUAUAGAUUGGUGAAAUCUAACCCCACAAAAUCUUUAAGAUAUUUGUAUGAGGGAGAUGAUGGAAGGACAUCAUAACGUGACAGGCUUCAAUUGCAAGAGGUGCCACCGGCCGGAUUCGGCAGACGAACAGAUGGUCGCUUGCGAUGUAUGCCAUGAGUGGGAGCACUUUACAUGCGCUGGCGUCGAUGGAAGCAUAAAGGACCAACCGUAUGUAUGCAGUGUGUGUAAGCCGAAGAAAACUGGAGCUAAGGCCAAGGAGUCGUUAAAGCCACCAGAGAAGAACGACAAGAAAUCGUCUAAGGCAUCGUCGAAGAAAGCAUCCGCGAAAGUCAACCCACCUCCUUCGACCGUAAGUUCGGCUACCCGGAUGGCUAUGCUGGAGGCGCAGAUGAAAUUGCUGGACGAACAGGAGCAGCAGCAGAAAUUGGAUCUAGAAGCGGAAGAAGAAUUGAAGAAGCGCGAAUUGGAAGAAGCUCAACGACAGCUGGAAGAGAAAAGGAAACUCUUGGAGGAAGAGAAUCGUUUGCGUGAAUUGAAGCUUCGGGAAGACAAGGAGAUCCUGGAGAAACGAAAGAUUAUGAGGCAGCAGUCCAUGGACAAGAAGAACGAACUACUAAAGCAGAUGUCCGAAUGCAGCAGCAAGUCCAGUUCGAAUAUGGAUUCGAUUGAGAAAGUGUCAUCGUGGCUGGCGAAACAAGAGGAACUACCGCCACCCCCGGCCGAGCCACUAGUCCACUCUACCAAGCCACUCCCCGCGUUGACAAAUGCAGCUAGCACAUCGGCGCAAAUUCUGCCACCAAUUCCAACUAGUUCGGCAGCACUCGCCCCAACGGCAUUUUCUAGAGCAGAGCCGAGCUCCUCGGCGCCUCCACAAAUGCCAUUUUCCCUUCCGGCCACCGAUCAGCCCAAUGUACCAACGUUUCAAACACCGCAUGCGGUGAUCAACGUGUUGCCAACAUCGCAGAUACCCGUUUCAGCGGCCACAGCGCAUUUAUCUCCACCAACACAGCACGCCUACCCUCCGGCCGUUCAACCAAUGGCGUCAAUUCUGGCGCCGAACCCGUCGGUGUUUGCUUCAGCAGGCAACGAAUUCGGUCAAUCGCACCCUUUCUCAGGGGGUAAUCCGCUCGUGUCGCCCGGAGUCCCUGCAGUAUUGAACACCAAUCAGCUGGCAGCGCGGCAAGUUCUAGGGAAAGAUCUGCCCAAGUUCAGUGGCCGACCUGAAGACUGGCCACUCUUCAUAACGACCUUCGAGCAGUCCACAUUAGCAUGUGGAUAUACCGACGUGGAAAAUUUGAUCCGCCUCAAGAAAUGUCUCGAGGGCAACGCGCUGGAGUCCGUUCGCAGCAAGCUACUUCUCCCUUCCAGCGUACCGCACGUUGUCCAAACUCUACGGACCCUCUACACACUUAAUCUCCAAAUUUCAUUUCGGUAAAAACGAAUAACGAACUCAAUCGGUAAAGCUUAUUUUAACUGAAAUGUCGUUAAAAUUUGACAGUUCACCAAAAAUAACUAGUCAAAAAUAACGAAAUUCGGUAAUAUACGUUCAUUACUGAUUAUCGGCAAACUUUUUUGCCACAGCAAUCGGCAAUCUAAUCAUGUCGCUGAAUUUCGGUAAAGCGCAUCUGUCAAAAAUGAAAACGGGCACGUUGUCGUCUGGGUGCCAUCUCCAAAAAAAAAUGGUAGAAGGAUUUUUUACAGCGAAUUUCUUUCAUCGAUGGAAUUUGUAUCCCCUCGUUGGUUCGAAAAUGGAGCACUGAAGGAGGAGUGUUUUUUUUUCUGGCUCGUGUUUGUUUGCUGCCGGGGCGGACGCUGCUUCAAUCGUCAUAAAGGAGGAAAAGCUCCCAGUAAGCAUCUGACCACGAAGGCCGCCCGCAAAAGUGUUCCCUCGACCGACGGAGUGAAGAAGCCACAUUGUUACCGGCCGGGAACGGCAAGGGGAACGGUAGGUCCACCGAGUUGCUGAUCCACAGUUGGCGUUCCAGCUUGCGUUCCAGUACUUGGUUCGUUAAAUUGCGCAGGAUUUCAAGAUGGAUCUGUGCUUCCAAAGUGCCACCGUUGCUGCCCUGCAGGAAGCCAGCGAUACGUACCUGUUCGGAUUGCUCGAGGACACCAAUCUAUGUGCGACCAACACCAAGCACGGCACAAUCAUGUCGAAGGAUAUCCAACUGACCCGGCGGAUCCGUUGCGAGCGUACUUAAGGAGGUGCAGGAGGAAGUGACCCCAGGGGAAGUGUGAAGUUUUGUUUUACUUUUUUUUUUGCUUGCAUCCUGGGUUGCAUGAAUGAAAUUGUAUUCCCUUUAUUAUAGAGACUUUAGCCUUGGGCUGGUUUAUCUCUGAAUAAAAUUGUUAAUCUUAAUAAUCAUAUUUUUUUGUUUUAUUUUACUUCUUAUUGAUAACCAUGAAAGAAAAUAAACAUUUACUGAAUUUCGGUAAUAAUGCAUGCCGAAAUUUUCGGCAAUGUAUUACCGAGCCACUCGUUAAAGUUUGACAGUUGAUGUUUGUCAAGUUUGCAGCCUAGUCGGCAAUUUGAACUUUUACCGAGAUUUUUACCGAGCUCUCAGCUGUUGGAUUCUCGGCGAUUUAUUUUGCCGGCCUCGGCGAAUUAAAUUAAGUGUGUACGGACGACCCGAACUGCUAAUCCGGUCCUUGCUGGAGAAAAUUCACCACGUUCCGAUGCCAAGGUACGACCGGUUGGAAACGGUGAUAGAAUUCGGAAUAGCGGUUCAAACUUUGGUUGAUCACCUAGUUGCAGCUGGCCAGAAUGUUCACCUCUCAAAUCCGGCACUCAUGCAGGAGUUGGUGGAGAAAUUGCCCGGAACGAUGAGAAUGGAGUGGGCUGUCUAUAAGUCUCGGCUUCCGGUAGCUACGUUGCAAUCCUUUGGAGACUUUAUGUCAAGAAUGGUAGCGACGGCGAGUGAGGUUUCGUAUGAACUUCCUACGCUUGAUCGGUCCGGCAAGAUCGACAGGACAAAACCUAAAAGCAAAGGCGCCGUUCAUGCUCACUCAGCGGAAUCCUCCACUAUUUCAACGCCAUCUACCUCAGUGGUCAAAACUGGGAAAUCGGUCAAACCGUGCCUGUGUUGCAGUCGAGAAGGCCAUAGACUGGUGGACUGUAGUCGGUUCAAGUCCCUGAACGCUGACGAUCGUUGGAAACUGGCGGAACAGAAGGGCCUGUGUCGGACUUGCCUGAAUAAUCACGGAAAGUGGCCUUGUCGUUCAUGGAAAGGGUGCGAAGUUGAAGGUUGCCGUCAUAAGCAUCACACUCUCCUUCAUGGUACAGCGUUGAGUUCGCAAUCUACAGGGAUGUCAGCAAGCCACUUAUCGAUCGGUCAGUUCUGCAUGUUCCGGAUAGUUCCAGUCGUGUUGCACGGAAAGGGGAAGGACAUGCUGAUCUUCGCGUUCAUUGAUGAAGGCUCCUCGGAAACACUCAUCGAAGAGGCAGUGGCCAAGCAA
This is a messenger RNA of Aedes albopictus (Asian tiger mosquito), 4008 nucleotides long. RefSeq lists its product as uncharacterized. Bases 599 to 1987 code for a protein of 462 amino acids. The transcript has 2 exons. The record is from RefSeq and is a predicted model, not a curated record. Lineage: Eukaryota; Metazoa; Arthropoda; Insecta; Diptera; Culicidae.